Jaculus jaculus (lesser Egyptian jerboa) is the source of this 2915-nucleotide messenger RNA. RefSeq names its product LIM domain kinase 1 (gene Limk1). Gene Ontology annotation, molecular function: protein binding; protein serine/threonine kinase activity; ATP binding. Gene Ontology annotation, cellular component: cytoplasm; nucleus; neuron projection. Gene Ontology annotation, biological process: protein phosphorylation; positive regulation of stress fiber assembly; actin cytoskeleton organization. The transcript has 16 exons. The record is from RefSeq and is a predicted model, not a curated record. The coding region runs from base 97 to 2040 and encodes 647 amino acids. Lineage: Eukaryota; Metazoa; Chordata; Mammalia; Rodentia; Dipodidae.
CCCGCCUCCCGGAGCCUUGCCGGGCCGGCGGCGGGUGAGCUUGCGGGCCCGGCCAAGAAUCUUGCAGCCGCCCGGCUCCGGUUCUCCGCCGAGUGCAUGAGGUUGACGCUACUUUGUUGCACCUGGAGGGAAGAACGUAUGGGAGAGGAAGGAAGUGAGCUGCCCGUGUGUGCAAGCUGCGGCCAGAGGAUCUAUGACGGCCGGUACCUCCAGGCCCUGGACGCUGACUGGCAUGCAGACUGUUUCAGGUGCUGUGACUGCAGCGCCUCCCUGUCCCAGCAGUACUACGAGAAGGAUGGACAGCUGUUCUGCAAGAAGGACUACUGGGCCCGCUACGGGGAGUCUUGCCACGGGUGCUCAGAGCACAUCACCAAAGGGCUGGUCAUGGUGGCUGGGGAGCUGAAGUAUCACCCCGAGUGUUUCAUCUGCCUCACAUGUGGCACCUUCAUCGGUGACGGGGACACCUACACCCUGGUGGAGCACUCCAAGCUAUACUGCAGGCACUGCUACUUUCAGACAGUGGUGACCCCGGUCAUCGAGCAGAUCCUGCCUGACUCCCCUGGCUCCCACCUGCCCCACACGGUCACCUUGGUGUCCAUCCCAGCCUCCGCCCAUGGCAAGCGAGGCCUGUCGGUCUCCAUCGACCCUCCUCACGGCCCGCCAGGCUGCGGCUCAGAGCACUCACACACCGUCCGCGUCCAGGGAGUGGACCCAGGCUGCAUGAGCCCAGAUGUGAAGAAUUCCAUACACGUGGGAGACCGCAUCUUGGAAAUCAACGGCACGCCCAUCCAGAAUGUUCCGUUGGAUGAGAUCGACCUCUUGAUCCAGGAGACUAGCCGUCUGCUCCAGCUGACCCUCGAACACGACCCUCAUGACUUGCUGGGCCCUGGGCCAGCGUCCGAUCCCAGCCCGCUGAGUUCCCCAAUACACACUCCUGGUGGCCAGCCUGGCACCUCUGCCCGGCAGAAACCUGUCUUGAGGAGUAGCAGCAUCGACGCGUCUCCCGGUGCCGGCUCUCUGGCCUCCCCAGCAUCGCAGCGCAAGGACCUCGGUCGGUCCGAAUCCCUCCGUGUCGUCUGCCGGCCACACCGCAUCUUCCGGCCGUCGGAUCUCAUCCACGGGGAGGUGUUGGGCAAAGGCUGCUUCGGCCAGGCCAUCAAGGUGACGCAUCGAGAAACAGGCGAGGUGAUGGUGAUGAAGGAACUCAUCCGCUUCGAUGAGGAGACCCAGAGGACAUUCCUCAAGGAGGUGAAAGUCAUGCGGUGCCUGGAGCACCCCAACGUGCUCAAAUUCAUCGGGGUGCUAUACAAGGACAAGCGGCUGAACUUCAUCACAGAGUACAUCAAGGGCGGCACCCUACGGGGCAUCAUCAAGGGCAUGGACAGCCAGUACCCAUGGAGCCAGAGGGUUAGCUUUGCAAAGGACAUCGCAUCAGGCAUGGCCUACCUCCAUUCCAUGAACAUCAUCCACCGAGACCUCAACUCUCACAACUGCCUGGUACGCGAGAACAAGAACGUGGUAGUGGCCGACUUCGGGCUGGCACGGCUCAUGGUAGAUGAGAAGACUCAGUCAGAAGACGUGCGGAGCCUCAAGAAGCCCGACCGCAAGAAGCGCUACACCGUGGUGGGCAACCCCUACUGGAUGGCCCCUGAGAUGAUCAACGGCCGCAGCUAUGACGAGAAGGUGGACGUGUUUUCCUUUGGCAUCGUCUUGUGUGAGAUCAUCGGGCGGGUGAACGCAGACCCCGACUACCUGCCCCGCACUAUGGACUUUGGCCUCAAUGUGCGUGGUUUCCUGGACCGCUACUGUCCACCAAACUGCCCCCCAAGCUUCUUCCCCAUCACUGUGCGUUGCUGUGACCUGGACCCUGAGAAGAGGCCCUCCUUUGUGAAACUGGAGCAGUGGCUGGAGACCCUCCGCAUGCACUUGGCCGGCCACCUACCACUGGGCCCACAGCUGGAACAACUGGACAGGGGCUUCUGGGAGACUUACCGGCGGGGCGAGAGUGGACUGCCUGCCCACCCCGAGGUCCCCGACUGAGCCUGGCCCUCCCAUCCAACCCUGACCCCAUCUCCAGAGAAUCUACCCUCACAAGUUUCCUCUGCACGAGGUGGCUCAGCGUGGAGUCGUCUCAGUUGAGACGGGGGUGCCCAGGCCCUUCCCCCUGUGAGCCAGGCCUUCUCCCCUCACUCACCAUGCCACCGUGGUCUCUGCCUCCAGCCCCAGGCCACACGCCCAUUGUUCCAUUGCCCUGCCUUACCUCCAUCUCGGUGGGGCCACCCCCCACACUUGUCCUUGCAUGAGCUGGAGGAUCGGGGAGCUGAGCCCAUUCCAUGCACUGCCCCCAGCCGUCCGCACACUGCGCCUGCCCGCGGUGCCCACACACACGGGCGAGGCUGGGCUGGGAAGGUCAUGUGAUAGCCAGGCACGGAGGACGGUGUGUGCCAAGAGAGAGAGAGAAUACAUUCUCAGGAGCCAAACAGUAAAUCUGGGGCUCCAUCAGCCUCCCCGGGGGAGUGGGGGGGGGGGGCGUACGAAUAGCAGGUAUCAGAUGGUCCGAACCCCAGAGCAGAAAGAGAGCCGACUCCACCGGCCCAGCCCCAACUCUCGCUCUUGCUUUGGGGUCUUUUUCAUUUCUCGAUCAAAGCCACUUUAGUGAGAAGCAGGUACCAGGCCUCAGGGUGGACAGGGGUCCCUCGAGGAAGAGGAGGAGGAGGCAUGGGGCUGACUUGGAGGAGCUGGCCACGUGCCCCAUGCUGUGCCGAGGGUGAGCCAGGUACCCACCAGUUCCCCGGCAGCCCCAGGUUCAUCUCGGCGUCCUCUCCUCCCUCUUGUGCCUCUGGCCUCUGCAUUCUUUCUGUGUAAUCUAUUUUUUAAGAAGAGUUUGUAUUAUUUUUUCAUAUGGCUGUAGCAGC